Molecule: messenger RNA, 3625 nt
Organism: Linum trigynum
Lineage: Eukaryota; Viridiplantae; Streptophyta; Magnoliopsida; Malpighiales; Linaceae
Source: the annotation of a GenBank genome assembly
GGCCGUGUGUGACUUCCAUCUGCCCGUGUUUUCUCUCGGCAAAACUCGCACGGCCAAGCCACUCCUUCACAUGGCCGUGUGUGUUGUCAGGGCAGGCCGUGUUUGCUCUCGCACAAUCUCACACGACCAGAAAUAUGAGUUGCACGGCCGUGUGAUUUGUGGGUGUGCCCGUGUGGCCUCCUUUGUGACUUGCCUCGCGCCCGAUCUUCGCCCAAUCGACCCCGAGCUCGCUCCUAAACCUUCAUUCACUUGCCAGGACCUGAAAUAUCACAAACAAGCACAACCUAGCGUGAAAUCGGUCUAAAACACGAGAAACCACAUCUCAAACGGUGUAAGAACAGGGGUAAAAACAUGUGUAAUUAACGGUCUAUCAGCUCCCGUGAUGAUCAUGAUCAGGAAUGUCCUGUCAUAGCCAACCACACCUUCCCACACCCCAAACUGAGCUUUGAAGAGGCGGGCAUGAGUGAGGAGAUGCGAGAAGAUCUCAUGAAAGAAAUUGCUUGGCAACUUGCUCUCCAAUCCGUGCUAGAAAAAGAAGAGCAAGAAAGGGUGCAGAAAGAAGUUGUGGAGGAUGAUGAAAGUGAAGCUGGAGAAGUUCUUGAUCAUUUCCCAGGGGUGAUACCACAUGAAGAAGGAAGGGAGGUUGAAGAAGCAAUUGGCGUCCAGGCUGAGGACGAAGUUGAGGUGGAAGAGGCUUGCACCGGCCAUGAGUUACAUUUGAUAUCUCCACCAAACUUCGAGGAACUGCUUAGCAAGGACCCAUUUGCAGUGUCUCUUUGCCAGACCAAGGCCACAUCAACAUCGGUCCCUCUUGGUGGACGCGAUGGUGGUCAAUCGAUGCUGUCAUAUCUGGUUUGGGGCAAUGAGACGAGAGAAGAGAAGAAGAGGUCUCGAGGGUGGAGACGUUAUCUGCAUCAAGUGCACGAGCUUCCAUCACCUGUCAUACCACAUGCUCGUGACUUGAGACUCCACCUCAUAGACGAGAACCUCAACUUCAAAGAGGUUUUGGGGUGGACCGAAACUUAGGAGCCAUCGUCCGGCUCAUGACGUGAAAGAAGCGCUUAUUGGGAGGCAACCCAACCAGUCGGUUUGCAUUUCUUUCUCUUUUUCUCCUCGGUUGAGUCAGUUUUGUUAUUUGAUUUUAGAGUCAAUAAUUCAACCUUUGUGAGAUUUUGUGUGGUGUUUGUGGUCUGACCAUUCUCUCCUCCUGGAAUACGCCGCCUGCCCCGUCCACCAUCAUUCACCCUGGAUCUGGUAACUUCGUUCUACCCUCCUUAUCUUUCCUCCAUUGAGGACAAUGUCGUGCUUAAGUGUGGGGGGAUGUUCGAUUAUGUAUCCGUGUGAAUGUUUGACUGUUUGUGUGCUUAGAGCCUAGUCCACUGUCCAAAUUUCGAUUUGAGGGCUCCAAGUACAUGUUCAUUGCAAUUGCCUGCUCAGUAUGCUUUGAAUUGACAGUCUUUAUAGUAAUAUGCAACCUAGGGAGGUAGUGUAGCACUAUGGAGGAUGUUGAUGCAUUUAAGAAGUCUCAUUUCUUCUUCAUAUUGUGUUGGUUGAUUGAGUGAAUUAGUGAUCUUAGGACCCUUGAAUUGUGUGGUGUUGUGGACUCUCUACCUGUCAUGGACUCUUGUAUCAUGUUUUGAAAUAAAAGGUGCUCGAUAAUGUGCUUUAAAAUAACGUCUCCCGUGCGAAUAGGGCGAAAGUGUGUAAGGGGAGACGGGAAUUCGUUCACAAUUUCCACCUACUACCUCCAGCCCUCUUACAUUCCUUUUCCCCGCACGAGGCUCGAGACAUUCGCUCCCGGCAUGGCCGGUAAGAGCCGGGUUCCCGCAAAACCUUUGCUAGGUGGGAGCCCCGUUUUCUGAAAAUUGGGUUGGAACCCUUGAAAAAGAAAGAAAAAAAAGAGAACAAAAGAAAAGGAAAAAAAAGAGGUUCCAACCAUCUUCAAAAAGAAAAUAAGAGCACCUUGAAAAAUGUGAGUCCAUGAUCUUUAGUUUUUGAGAGUCUCUUCGUCCACGAUUCAUUUGUCCUCUGAUCACUAUUUGCCAUGAUGCCGACUCAAGACUAGCGUUCUCGCCGAAGAAGCUAUGAGAUGACUUGUGCGUCGGUUGACCUCGUAAGCUGCUAAAUGAUCUAGAAAAUCCUCUAUCAAGGAUCGAGGGUGCAUGUUGCUAUAGAGGUCUGGAGAGCUGCAUUGGUUUGAGUUAGGUUUACUUGGGGACAAGCAAACGGUUAAGUGUGGGGGGAUUUGAUGACUCGAUAUUUGCACAUGUUUUCCCUUUUGUUUCUUGAUCGUUUAAGCUUGCAUUAUUGCUUCUUUGGCCUAUUUUAUGCUAGGUUGUGUUCCUUUGUCACAUUUCAGGUCAUAGCACAUAAAGUGAAGCGUAGGCGCAAGUUUCAAGUCAAUCGGAGAUCAAUUGGCGACUCGAGGGAAGAAACUCGGGUAUGACUUGAAGAAGAAGGGAUUUCUACCCCAGUUUGUGACCAUAUAAUCAUGUAAUCUUGUCAUGAGAAGAAAGAGGACGAGAAUACGAGCGUCUGGGAUCAAACGGCACCUGAUUUGGAGUCCGAACGAGGGAGAAACGAAGAAUCAAAGAUAGGGGAAAAUUGGUUUCGGGCUUCUCUGAGAAACAGAAGGGGGCCCUAUCGUGAAGCUAAAAUCCCCGGUAGGGGAUUUUUGGCCUUGAUAGGGGAUUUUCCCAAAAAUCCCCGGUCGUGAACUAAAAUCCCCGGUCGUGAUCCAAAAAUCCCCUAUCGUGAACCAAAAAAUCCCCUGUCGUGACCUAAAAUACCCUACCGGGUAUUUUGACCGGGGAUCGCGAACGCAGGCUGUUAAAAGCCUGUUUUGUGCGUUUUUGCAGAGGGAGAGCUGGGUUUUGGAUCCCAAACACCCUAGGGACGAACCAAAGAGAGAGAGGGCGAUUUGAGGUCAUUCUUGGAGUGGAAUUGGAGGAUUUCUUUGCCUUGGAAGCUCGAGGAACAAGCCCGGACUUGAAGACUGAUCAUCUGAAGAUUCUUACUGCAGUCUCUCUCUAUGGAGUAACUUCCCUUCACUUAGGUUUUGAGGAACCCUAGCUAUGUUUGUUUGAUUGGAUGAUUGUAUGAUUACUCUGACUUGAUAAUCUUGAGUUCAUAUUCAAUCUAUGCAUGUUUUCAUGAUUCAAUUCUGCUUUAGUCAAGAUUAUUGAUUCUGCUUUGAUCCUAUGAGAGGGAAUACCUGAUUAGGUCAAUAGAGCACCAUAGAUUGAUAGUAGUGGAUCGAUUGCUUUAGUCGAGGGUUGAUUCACUGCUUUGUAUCGAUUGAGAACCUCUUUCGAUAGAGGGAGUCUAGUUCAGAACGCCUUGAUCAGUUGUUCUAGAGAAGGAUACGUCCCUCUAGGCAAUUGACUCAAGAGGGCCUUGUUCCUUUAGUCGAGACUCAAGGUCUAGUCAAGGAUUCUCCGCAUUGUGAAUGAAAGUGAAACAAGUUAGAAAUCAUCAAUCGUUAGUCUAGCUAGUGGCUAGGGGGAAUCAUACCUAAGUGAGUUCCCAACCUGUAAUUAGAUUAACUUUAACUGUAGUUUGCUAGAGUAGUUUUAGUUCUUUCAUCUUGAUAUGGUUUGCUAAAUAAUAAACUGAAGCUGAGUAA